This is a messenger RNA of Xenopus laevis (African clawed frog), 1697 nucleotides long. RefSeq names its product proline rich 15 S homeolog (gene prr15.S). The record is from RefSeq and is a predicted model, not a curated record. Bases 449 to 838 code for a protein of 129 amino acids. NCBI's taxonomy places the organism in Eukaryota, Metazoa, Chordata, Amphibia, Anura, Pipidae. The transcript is spliced from 2 exons.
CACCUCUCCGUUGCACCUGCGACUGAAAAACAUUUACCUGGGCACAGUGGGCGGUGCGUGAGGAGAGGGCAGCGACAAGAGGUGCCACUUUUAUGCCGAAGCCGAGUCAGUCUCGUUGUCUUUGUAGCUGCUCAGCGGGAGCGCAGGUGUGUAGCACGUGACUGUGGUUGGUAGGAGCAAUAUUAUAGGGACAGAAGAGUGACGAGCGGCUCCCUUGUACCUGCACUGCUGCACCGGGUCCGUGUAUAGUGGGGAAGAAUGCUUUGUGAUGCUGUCGCUCGGAUUGUGUGUGACUGCUGCUCUCGCUGACACCUGUCUCCUGUCCUCCCCUGGGAAACACAAGCUGCCCGCCAAACAGUCUGUUGCUGUGGAACACUGAGUGUGGUCGACCAAAGGAAGGAAGUAACAUUGUUGAUCUGGUCACGUCUCAUCGAAGGAAAGGGAUAUCAUGGCAGACAGUGCCACAGAGAAAAAUCCCGGCGGUAACUGGUGGAAAUCACUUACUGUACGUAAAAAGCCCAAGGAGGUCUCUGUGUAUAAUACGCCAGUUUCAGUUGAGACAACAGAAGACAGAACUUGGGGAGUCGGAAGUGGAUCUCUGAGCUCGUCUCCAGGCUCCAGAGAGAACCAGCACCCAAACUCUAUAUCUGCUGCAGGCCCAGAACACUGUAGUGAUGCCAAACAAGAUAAGAUGUUCAAUGAGAAGACUGGUCGCAGGAACCUAAAAAUCUCUCGCUCAGGACGCUUUAAGGAGAAAAUGAAGGUGCGUGCUUGUUUACCAGAGAGUCCUAAGUUCUUUCAAGAAAACCCAUCAAAUGCAAAUGAUGAGCGGCAGUGAUAAUAAAAAAAGGCCAUUUAUAGGGCCACUGUAUACAAGGACUGCGCACUCACGCAAUGAGCUAACAAUGGAUAUUAUUUUACCUUUGGGCAAUUUUCCCAGAACCAGGAAACCUCUUGCUCUCUGAAGGGAAAAAAUGAUGGAUUUCUUAAUGUUAAAACAUUCACCAUGCCUUAAAUCCACUCAACUUUUGUGUGCCUUGUUUUAUAAUGUUUUGUUCUAUUUGUCAAGAGACUAAAGCACAAUAAGAAACCUUUAGAGUGAAGCUCCUUCAUGAAUAUGUUUUGUCUCUGGAACCAGAACAGAAAAAAAUGUUUCCUAAAGAAUAUUUAUAAUUUUAAAUAAUGAAGAAUAAUUUAAGUUUGCGUCUGUAGAUAUUCUAAUAAUGUGCUGCUGGCAAAUUAUAAUUGUACUAUGCGAUUAUUUUCAUCCCCGGUCUGGUGAUGGUUAAAUGGUUUAAUAGAUGAAGAAUAUGGUAAGUUAAUAGCAAAAUAAAGUGUGUAUAUUAUAUAUAUAUAUAUAUAUAUAUAUAUAUAUAUAUAUAUAUAUAUAUACACAAACUCUUUUUUUUUUUUUUUUUAUUGGGCUGAAAUGAGGUCUGCAUUUGAUGUACUACGUUUUUCGCACUACAGUGGGUAUCAUUGACAUGACGUAGUUGUGGUCAACAGAAGGACCAGAUUUGCAAGGGCUAAAAUUAACACACAUUUGUUUCCCAUGGGAAGAAUUAAAUCUAAGUGUCAAAUUGCAUAUUGUUAAUAUUUCAUGAGUUAAAUAUUUAUUUCUUGAAACAAGAGUUGCCUUGUUAUACCACUGAUAUUAUUUUUACACAUGUCAAUAAAAAUAAAUCUAUGGAGUUAAA